AUGGGAUGGAUCUUCACAGACGGAAUCGGCACAGAUCUGAACCACGGACAAGCAUCCGAACAUUUCGUAACAUCACCACUAAUGGCAGAAGCCCUCUCAAUCCGAUCUGCCCUCAACCACGCUUUAGAGCUCGGAAUCACAACCAUCCACCUCAAAUCAGACGCUCGAGACCUCGUCCGAGCUAUCAACAUGCAAGAGCAAAUCGCGGAGAUCUACGGGAUCCUCUUCGAUGUUAACACUUUCGCUUCAAUGUUCUCCUUUAUCUCUUUCAACUUCAUUUCGCGUCUGAAAAUGAUAAGGCAGAUGCACUCGCAAACAAUGCGAAAAGCCGACUGA
Messenger RNA from Microthlaspi erraticum, 336 nucleotides. NCBI's taxonomy places the organism in Eukaryota, Viridiplantae, Streptophyta, Magnoliopsida, Brassicales, Brassicaceae. The record is from the annotation of a GenBank genome assembly.